GACAUCGCACGCGCGGUACAACUGAGUGCAGCGCCGCUAUCCAUCGUGGGAGAAGACUGAAUCUGCUGCCAUGUUUAGCACAGGGAGCAGUGAGCACACAAACCUCCCGAGCACCUCCAGCACAAACAAGGUUAAUUUGAAGAGACAUCUGAGAGAUCCUGCACAGAAUAACUGGCUGAAAGGAUUUGCGAACGAGUCAGAUAAUAAAGUGGCAAGACGAUCAGAAAAAACAGAUAUGGGAGAUCAUAUUGAACACCGCCAAAUGGAAAUGACCUCCAUGCCUGCAACUACCGAAGGCGAUGAAAUCGACUUACCGCCGUCGUUUACUCCGAAGGGAUCGCUAGAAUGGCCAAUCACGUCUGCCGAGAAAAGUUGUCGCUUCAAAGGAGAAGAUUGUUUGGAUCGCGGGAAGGCUAUGCCCACGACUGUGGGCAAAGCCGCUUUACGGAAACGACCGUCAAGUAACUCAAAAGAUGUAGAAGCUGAACUUACCGCUGCUAUUGAGGCGUUCAAGCUGUUCCAAGAUAGCGUAACAAGAGAGAGCCCUCUUCGUCAUGUGACUGGGCCGCUUGUUAUUCUUCCGACGAUACCGGAAGUCACUGAGUUUUCUGCAGAUAACUGUGCACAACUGGAGGGCAACUCGGCGGGGUUCCCUGUGGGAGAGGGCUCCCAAUACACAGCUCCGUUUGGUGUCUGGGGAUCGCAGUUCCGUCAAAGGCCUAGUUUAAGCAGCUUGCAAGAACCCUUUUGUGGAAGAUUGCGUCGUAUAACUAGAAAGUUCGAUGCACUGAAUGUUAUCUCGGAUCAGGACAACUGCAUCUUAUAAUCUGGAAACUAGUUUCAUGAUACAAACAUGGUACACUUUUUAAAAUUUAAAUAUAAAUAUAUCUUUGACUAAUGUAAAGAUAUUGAGUUUUUCCCCAUGUAAUUAAGCGCAUAGACUAAAUUUUUAUACAGCGAAGCUGUCAUCUAUAUGACUAUUUCGCUAACAGAGAGGAACACAUACCUCAUUGAAUUAUGUGCUCAAUUUCCUAUGAAUUCAAAAUUUGCUGUACAAUGUCACUUCAUGUAAAUAGGAAAAAAAUGUAUACACACUUGAA
Molecule: messenger RNA, 1100 nt
Organism: Schistocerca cancellata (South American locust)
Lineage: Eukaryota; Metazoa; Arthropoda; Insecta; Orthoptera; Acrididae
Exons: 2
Coding region: 71-826 (251 amino acids)
Source: RefSeq, a predicted model, not a curated record